AUGAUACAAGACACACUUAUUAGUAUAGUGACUAUCAUUCCUAAUACUGCUUAUUAUCUUUUCAAUAUCAACAAGAAGGAUGAUAAACCAGACUUAUCAUCAAGAAGUCACAAAAGACGGGAUUCUAAUCCCCAUAAGAAGAAACAUAGAGCAAGAAUCGAAUCCCCUGAAACUGUAGCCAAAUCUCAAACCAAAACUGAAGAGGUGUCAUCAUCAGAGUAUUUCCAGAAUUUCAAGGCAUCUAAACCUCAACUGUGCCCUGGAAAUGACUUGCCCGGUGGUUUGCCAUAUAUUGAUAUUAAAUAG
This is a messenger RNA of Yamadazyma jaroonii, 306 nucleotides long. The record is from the annotation of a GenBank genome assembly. Lineage: Eukaryota; Fungi; Ascomycota; Pichiomycetes; Serinales; Debaryomycetaceae.